GUAACCUCCACAAUAACGAAUGAAAUAAAAAGACCAAAAUAAACGGCUGUUCGACUAUGCAGUUUGUGGAGUAAUUGAAUAAUUGAAAUUCGUCCACAACGAAGCACUUUCGGUUUAACAAAAAAUGAAUAAGUUACCCUUAAGUUAAAGUGUAAUAAAUAUUGGAAAUAUGUGUUCUUUUGUUGUAAUUUCUCGUUUUCGACCAGCUAUUCGCUGGAAGGUGUCCAAAAACAAUACUUGUUGUCACCCAUACUGCAAAUCCUUUUGCACACCUCCAGCUCAAAGUCUCUUCAUACAUAAUGAAAAACUUGACUCUCAAAGGUUGUCAAGGGCACCUUCUACAAAGCGGAGAUGUAAAAGGAAUUACUGUUGAUUCUUCUAUAGAUGCUGUUUUUGUCGCCGUUGGGUUAAGCGAAAAUAAUCCCGGUCUUACUAUUUACAAGAUUGCACAAGGAAAAGAACCCCGUGAGUUCAUUACCUAUGAUGAUCCACGUCUGCUUAGUGAAAAUCAAGAACCAAUUUUGAUUAGAGAUAUGAAAUUUCUCAGUGAGAGCAGUUCUAUCUGUAUUGUUUUAUCAAACGGCGAAAUUUUGAUGAUCAGAACCGAAGUGUCUCCAGAUGAAGAUGUCGUUGAGUCUAUUGGGGAUGUUGAGAACGGAAUUCUUGCUGCACAAUGGUCCCCAGACGAACAAGUGUUCGCUUUGGUGACUGGCAAUAGUACCAUAUUGCUUAUGUCCAAGAACUUUGAUACUAUUGCAGAAGUUGACAUGCUGGAAAAGGAUUUGACAGAGUUUAAUAAGCAUGUAUCUGUUGGCUGGGGUCGUGCUGAAACGCAAUUUCGCGGAAAACGUGUACGAGCAAAACUUCGUGAUCCCACACUUCCGGAAAAGGUUGAUGAAGGGAAACUCAGUCCUUAUGAUUCAUCAGAAGUAACUCUCUCGUGGAGAGGUGAUGGUGCUUAUGUCUCCGUCAACCGUAUCGAAAAUGGUGUCCGUCGUGCUAUCCGUGUUUAUAAUCGUGAAGGUGCUUUAGACAGCAUAAGUGAGCCGGUAGACUUUAUGGAAGGUCAAGUUGGAUGGCGCCCGUCUGGUGCGCUUAUUGCUGCUGUUCAGCGUGGGGAAGAUGAUCGUAAAACACAGGUUAUCUUUUUUGAACGAAAUGGUCUGCGUCACGGCGAAUUUACACUUCGUGAUGUUGAGGAUCAGCCAGUUUCCGAUGUCUCUUGGAAUAUUUCUUCUGAUGUUUUGGCUGUAUGCUAUUCCUCAAUGGUUCAGUUUUGGACAAGGAGUAACUAUUAUUGGUAUUUAAAACAGGAAUUCCGUUUUGAUUCCAACAUUAAAUUCCAGUGGCAUCCAGAAAAAGCGUACACAUGUUAUAUUUAUUCAAAAGACAAGGUGGAGAUACUUGACUUUGAAAAUGUAUAUUCCAACGACACAUGCUUGCCUCCCAAUGAUCUUGGUGUAAUGCCGGUGAUUGAUGGCAAUGUUCUUAAAAUUACUCCCCUGUCUCUUGUUAACAUACCUCCUCCAAUGUCCCUACACGAAUAUGAAUUGCCGUUUAAUUGUCGUUCUGUUUCUGUCAGCAGCAACUCGGACUGCAUCUUCGCUAUGGGCCCCGACCAGUUGCACAGACUUUUUGUGGACAACUGGGAUAUUACUUCAGCAGGAAACUGGGACAUCGCUUCUUAUGCUCCUGGUCUUAUCUUUAAAAGCGUGGUAUGUUUAUCUUCGACGGAAGUUCUUUUGCUUGCUGAUGACGCCGACACAACCACUGUAAUAUUCUUCAAUGUUAAGGAUGAUGACUUGGUAAUGCAAGAUGUUCAUCAAUACGAGAAACGAAUUAUCAAAGCAACGACUGCAGUUAAGGAGAAUGUUUUCUACCUACAAACUAUUGGAGGAGACAUUUUACGUUACGAUCUCGCUACCUGCGAGAUGAAAGACGUUGGUGUUAAAUUUCCAGCAGAGUGUUACUCUUUCCAAGCUUGCAUGGCAAAUGAGAUUCCGGUAUUCAUCGGACUCUCCCGUGCAGGUCGUUUGUACGCAGAUACCCGCCUGUUGGCACAAGGUUGUACUUCUUUUCUUUGUGUCGGCAACAUGUUGGCCUUCACAACGAAUAAACAUAUACUAAAGUUUGUUUGUUUAAAGGGUUAUGUUGACGACUUCUUCGUUGUUGAUGACAGUGCCAUUAAGGAUCAUGACGAACGUUGCCGAAAUGUUGAAAGAGGUUCUGAGCUUGUGACUUUAUUGCCUUCCAAAAUGUCUAUUGUUCUUCAAAUGCCAAGAGGUAACCUAGAAACCAUUCAUCCGAGACUGAUGGUUCUUAAUGGUGUGCGCGAUAAUAUUGUGAAAUUGGAUUACGGCAAGGCUUUCAUAAUAUCUCGAACUCAUCGUAUUGAUUUGAAUUUGCUUUUUGAUUAUGAUCCGGAAAAGUUCUUCAGCAAUAUUACGCUGUUUGUUGAACAAGUCAAAAGGACAGACUAUCUUGAUCUUUUCCUUUCAUCCUUAAAAUCGGAAGACGUAACGAAAACAAUGUAUGCUGAUACGUUUUCAUCGAGAGGUUCUUCUGCAACAACGUGUGAAGAUAAAGUGAACAAAGUGUGCGAAGCUAUUCGCCGUACCCUGCAAACUUCGUUUAGCAAAACUCAUCUCCAAACCGUUCUUACCUCCUAUCUAUGUCAACAACCUCCAGACGUUACGGCCGCUUUAAGUAUUGUGUCUGACCUUAAGGUAGAGAAUGAGGGAAAAGCUGAAGAAGCUAUUAAGCAUAUCUCAUUUUUAACAGACAUCAAUAUGUUAUUUGAUUUUGCUUUAGGUACUUAUGACCUAAAGCUGGCACUUAUGAUUGCUCAGCAAUCUCAAAAAGAUCCACGGGAGUAUAUUCCAUUUUUGCGUGCAUUCCAAAAGGAGACACCUUUGCGUCGGAAGUACAACAUCGAUUGUCAUUUAAAACGUUUUGAAUCCGCUCUUCAAAACCUUUCGGAAAUUGAGAACGCGUUUGAUGAAGUUAAAAAUUUUGUAGUUUCUCAUAAGCUUUACUCAGAAGCUUUGAAACUUUACCGGUAUAAGAAAGAACAGAGAAAGGAGCUUCUACUUCUUUACGCAAAUUACCUAAAGGACAAUGGUAAAGCGAAAGAAGCUGCUAUCGCUUUUGAAAGUGUUGGUGAGUAUGAUCGUGCUAUCGAUGCAUUUAAGAGUGCUGGCGCCUGGAGAGAGUGUCUUUCAAUUAUGGAGUCACAGUCAUACCCUAAACACAAGAUUGAAGAAGCAGCAACCGAUUUGCUCGCCCUUUGUCUAGAAAAGCGUGAGUAUAACGACGCAGGUUAUCUUAAUGUCUUUUACCUUAGGAACAAGACGGAAGCAAUUCAGAAUUUCUGUAAAGGAACCAUGUAUGCUGAGGCUAUAAGAAUUGCUCAUGGCUCCAAUGAGAACUUGUAUGAGGCUGUGCUUCUUUCAUCCUUAAACGAGUCAUUUGUCGAAGCAAGUGAGACCAUUGCUGAUUAUAAGGGUCAGGUAAAAGCACAAACAGAAAGACUUCAAGUUCUUCGUACCAAGAAGCAGGAGAACCCUGCAGCUUGGUAUGAGGGAAUUGUUGAUGAUGGAACUCCCGAUGACAUUUCCUUGGCUUCCACAAGCAUGACUUCGAAUCCGUCUCUGUACACUCGAUAUACUGGUACUAGUCAGUCUAGUCGAAUGACCCGUAAUACGGCAAGAAAUAGAAAACGAAUGGAGCGUAAACGUGCUCGUGGAAAGAAGGGUACUAUUUUUGAAGAAGAAUAUCUCGUCAAUUCCCUUCGUCGUCUAAUAACUCGUGUGAAUGAGACGAGAGACGAACAACAGCGUCUAAUAGAGGCACUUAUGAGAUGUGACAUGUUUGCCCAAGCUAACGAAAUUCAACAUGGCUUCUCACAAGUCAUUGAUACCUUGCGCGAAAAGGCAACAUUCAUCUUUAGUGAUCCUGUUAAGCCAGUUUCGUCGAACGAAGGCUUGCCAGAGCAAAGCAAAUCAGAAAAUUUGCCAAUUCCGCAAAUCAGUCCUUUCGAAAAGUUUGGUAUUCUCGCUUAGAGGAAGUAUUAAAUAAUCUGGGGAAACUAUUACUAAGUUUCAAAGUAGUUAUAUUGGGAAUAUUAAAAAUUUUACUUUUGGGGUUUUAUAU
Molecule: messenger RNA, 4152 nt
Organism: Schizosaccharomyces japonicus yFS275
Lineage: Eukaryota; Fungi; Ascomycota; Schizosaccharomycetes; Schizosaccharomycetales; Schizosaccharomycetaceae
Product: elongator subunit Iki3
Exons: 1
Coding region: 300-4061 (1253 amino acids)
Biological process (GO): regulation of cytoplasmic translational fidelity; tRNA wobble uridine modification; tRNA wobble base 5-methoxycarbonylmethyl-2-thiouridinylation
Cellular component (GO): nucleus; cytoplasm; elongator holoenzyme complex
Molecular function (GO): tRNA binding; identical protein binding
Source: RefSeq, a predicted model, not a curated record